GGAUGAACACAUUGAUUGGGUACGAUUUGGUACCUGAGCCAAAGAUUCUCGAGGCUGCACUGAGAGCCUGUCGGAGGUUAAACGACUUGGCCAGCGCUAUCCGAAUUUUGGAAGCUGUGAAGGACAAAGCCGGACCCCAUAAAGAUAUCUACCCGUACGUGAUCCAGGAGCUGCGGCCUACUUUAAAUGAGCUUGGCAUCUCUACACCUGAAGAGCUCGGCAUUGACAAAAUUUAGCAGAGCAGAUCAAAAAACAUACCCUGGACUCAAAACCCUCUUACUUCAAUGUUUGCCUCAUAAAACGCGUGCGAUAUUUAAUUUGGCCUUUAUUAAGUUCUGUUGCUUGUAAAAUAUUGUUGAACAUAAUAAAGGAAACUGUAUCUUUGAGUGUCACAAGGAUAUGGAAUAUUUUUCAAUAGUCUGAGUAAUUGUUGGAGCAAUAUUUCAUUACACGUUGCUUUAAUAGAGAACAAAGUGUCACCAAAUGGUACAUGUUGUCCGAGUGUGUGUCUUGUAAGAUUCACAUUUUACCACCAGGGAGCAGCAUUUCCAUAUGAAUGUAAAAUCAUUCUACUGUACUCAAUCUACAUCUGUUUUCUUUUUUUUUUUAUUUCAGGGAAAAGUUAUGUGCGGGUAAAUAAACUUGUUCAAA
Molecule: messenger RNA, 651 nt
Organism: Maylandia zebra (zebra mbuna)
Lineage: Eukaryota; Metazoa; Chordata; Actinopteri; Cichliformes; Cichlidae
Source: RefSeq, a predicted model, not a curated record